UCUUGCGGGGCACCACUGUACUGGUAACAUUGUGGAGAGGUGGGAAAACUUACGACUGGGGACCAUAUCCAGCCUGACAAAUCUUUUUCCAAGUUUGGAUAACAUAAUCUGCAUGGCUUCUUCGUUGUCUCCAGCUUCCAGGAGGACUGGGGCAAGACUGAAAUUGCCUUCUUAUAUGGCCAAGAAUGAUUGCAUAGUGUCUGUUGUUCACUGCCCGAGUGUUUUUUUGUCUGUAGGCUUUUUGGGGUUGAUGGUAGGAAACGGGGGAGCAUUUUUACUUUCUUUCUCGCCAGCUACAAACGGGUGGAGAGGAUGGGGAAAAGCAAUAGAGAGGAACAUAUUCCAUUAAUUCUGUUGCUUUCUCUUCAGGCAGAGGCAGAUCUGGCCAGAAACUUCCCAGGGAAGCAGGUAUCCAGCUCAAAUAACGCUCCCUUCUCCCGCCUUCCUGACAAGCCUUCCCGAGUGGAUCGUCUGAUUGUGGACCAGUUCCGGGAGCAGGCAAGAGUACACACUUUAGUUGGGAAAAUGGAGCGGCUUUGUGGUCAUCCUGUCCAUGGGAACAUAUCUGCCACUUUGAGAUGUCAUUUGGAAGCCAUCUGUGCUACCCGAGCAAGGCGCAAGGAUGAGAUUGUUAAUGCUGCUAAUCAUCAGAGGCAAGGAAUAUCUCGUUACAACAAUGAAAAAGAUGUCCUUGCUCUGGCGGUUGCCCUUAAAGAUUUGGCUUUCUUCACACGAAAAACACGUACAGCUUUAUGGUGUGCUCUUCAGAUGACCCUGUCGAAAACUUCAAUGAACACGCCAGCAAAAAAAGAAGAAGUGGAAAGGGCCUUGCAAGAGCUCUGUCCUGUCAUUGGUAGUUUGCAAGUGAAGGACAUCGUGGAGCAUGAUGACAAAGAAAACAAGAGAGAGAACCACGAACUGCCUCCACAGGUCAUACAGUGAAUGCAUCCAAGUAAUUGCAGCAGUGUAGAAAAUACGCCAGGCUUCCAGCAAGUCUAGUGGAUCUGUGCUGCGUUUCCACUGCUGAGAUUCAAGCCUAGAUAACAUGCAUUUCUGUAGUAGUAUUGCAGCAGUCUUAAUAUUGGUGGUAUAUGUCUAGGGUGUAAAAUAGAAAGGGUCAACUUAAGUGGAGACAAGCAAUAGUAGUUCAUACUCUUGGCCACCAAUCCAAAGCCAUUGACUAGGAAACUAGCAAGUGGCGAAGCUAAUUGUGAUACCAAUCGAACACACAGUGCCACUUCAUUCCUCGGUUUUGUAAUGCUAAUAUUUUAAGUGCCAAAGUCAUUACUGAAUACUGUUUGUUUCACACUGAUAAAUAAUAAUGCACAUUUAUUGUGGCAUUGUCCGGAGCUGAGGAAGAAAUUGCCAGUGGUCUGGCUCACAGUAGUUACAUUAAAUCAGCAGCUCAUGUUAGUUGCGUUAAAUCUGGAAGGAGUGUUGGAAGGUGUAUUAGCAACAAAGGUGUCAAGCUGCACUAAUCGAAACUUCAGCUUCCAUAAGUGUGGUAGAACAACAGAAUCUGUUGAUUCUGAAAGAAAAUCAAAAGGAGUUAUAAAUGUGUAGCAUUAAGUAUUGCAUUAUAGUGAGCAUUAGCCAGUGAGAUUAAAUUGUUUAGAUUUAGAAAUGGAAUAUAUCGAUGCCUUAGUGGCUUAAAACUACUAUUUAACUUGUUAUGCACUUAAUGAACAUAUGGCUAUUAAUGAUUUGAGUAUUUAUUUUAAUGGUUAAUAUAUUAUUUUUAUUUUAUUUUAAUAUAUGUUUUGAUCUAUUGCAAGACCUAAUAAUCAGGCUUAUGUUUGCUCAGGGUCUGUAUGUGUGUGUGUAUAUAUAUAACCUAUAAAUAUACACAGUAUAUAAUGUUUGUGGAGAUGGGAUGUUUGUAGGAAUAGCUAUAUAAAACUAAUCUGUACUAGGUUACCAAAGCUGGCUGAUUUAUUUUUAGCAUGAGGAAAUUUUGUAUGUUUAAUCACCAUCAUUAUUAGGCUUCAUACUGUGUCUUGGACAAUCAGAUAUAUUAUAUGGCCAUUGUGAAUGUAUAAGGCAAGAACUGGAACAGAUGAGGCACCAGUCCAAAAGUUUCACUGUAAUGUUGGGGACAGCUUCGUACAAAUAAUGGGGUAAGGGGUGCACACAUAAAUUGGUCCCUGACAAAUUGGGCGAGAGGAGACCCUAGUCAUAGGAAGUGGUGUGUAUGGUACUGAGCUUCAGUGUGUGACAGGAAUCUCUGGAUUGGAGCGUUAAUGUUUGGGUUCUUAUCACUUAGGAGUAUUAAUGUUUUAACAAUCUUGUAAAACGUGAGAAUACCUCUUAUGUACUGAUAAACAAGUAAUGUGUGUGUGUGUGUGUGUGUGUGUGUGUGUGUGUGUGUGUGUGUGUGUGUUUUAUAUGUCCGUGGCAAAUUCUGGAGAACAGUUGUCUCAGUUCAAAGAAUCAUUUUGGAAAUGUGAGGGAUCCUGGUAGAAGAAACCUAGUUUGAGUGCUUGGAACGGAUUUUACUUGCUUACUAAUUUGUUAAAUUGGCUACUGCUCCCGGAAGCGUAAUUAAUGGAUUUGUCAUAAAUGUACUUAAUCUCUCUCCCCAGACCUCAGGCCCAGCUUUGAGCCCUAUUGUGUACAGGUAAUGAAGAAGUUCUACCUCUGGCCUGUCUAGGUCAAACUCUGCCCCCUCCCAGCCACUUCCUGUUUAGCUGAGAAGCGAGCAGAGACAGGCAGCGCUAGACAGCCACCUAUAGCUGUGGUGACAAUGCGUAGCGCAACCUUCACCCAGUCUGCCUCCCACCAAAUGCUGGCACAAAAGGAGCAGUAAAGCAAAAAGGAGCCUGACUUUGUGAAUGUUUAGAGUAAAUGUAAUAAUGAGUAAAAGGACUGUAAGGUGUGUGUAGCAGGAACUUGCAGAUACCUCAUGCUCUCCCUCUUCAUUUUAAAAAACAAAGGAAUCAUCGAAAGGCAUAAUAAUCCAAGUGCCAUUUUCUUCGUUUGGUAUUUUCAGCCUUUGUAUUGGUUAUUGCUGAGAAAUUAUGCUUUGUGCAUUUUGCACUAAAUGUCAUGAGGUCAUAUAUGCUUUGUGGAUUAGAAUUAGUUUACAGUGUGAGGAGUUGAUCAUAUUUUACUCUUAACAAUCUUACUGUGUUUAGAAACAGUGGUUUGGUAGUCUUUCCUUUUUUUUCUGUUGACCAAAUCAUGGUACUUCUCCAGGACUGCUUUGUAGCAAUGGGUGUAUUAGACACUUCGAGUUAUUAAUUUGUGAAAACUGUUUAAAACUGUGGUUAUAAUUGGUGGUUAUAAGUAAUGUGCCUUUCGAAGUCUUAAAAGAUAAAAUAUAACUGUGUACUCACUUUUUGUUGCAACCAAGCAAUAUAUUUAAAGGGAUUAUAAUAAGCUGCAUUUGAUAGCUGUAGUUUACAGUAUGAAUGUUUCAUAAUCAGUUUCCAGCAUUGGUUUCCCUAGCUUUAGAAUAUAUAAAACGUGCCUGUUUUAGUUAUCUUGCCUAUGAAGGCAUCCAUUCUCAUUUAAUUUUCUUUUGUGCUGGCUUUUUUUUUUUUAGUAGAAAACGGCUAUAACGUAUGCCCACCAAAAGAUAAAAUUAAAUUUAAUGCAUGUGAACUGAAAUUCAGUUUCCUGCUGGUGGAAAAAAGUUCUAUUGCACUUGCAUUGAUUUGUGCAGGAUGUUUUUCUAGCAGUAUUAAGUUCAGCUGGCUGAUGGUCACAUGGUACUAAUGCCACAUAGGGCAUGCACUUACAUGUGUUGUGGAAUCAAUACAUGGGCUCUUGACAUGGAGAUACAGAACAGUUGCACUGCUUUUAAUCCUGAACUUCGCCUAUACAUGUUAAGCUGGAAGAUAAGGCAUGCUCAGAACCAAUGCAGUUCUUGCCCCCUCUGACUCAUGUCAAUAUGUACCAAUGCUCCAAAUAAAGCACACUGUGAUGUCCCAGCUAACAGCUCCUGCUGAACUUGCCCUGUGAGCACUCUGAUAUCAGGUGUGUUAAAUUAUUAUGCAGUUUAGAUAUGCAAAACUUAGAGGUUCCUAAUCUAAAAUAAGAGAUUUGUCUGAAAGUGUGUGCAUGUGUGUGUGUUGCAAACUUUUUGUGAAGAUGCGUUCUGUUGUUUUCUUAUGCUGGGAUGUUGGAAACUGAGAAGUGUAGCAGAUGACCAUAAAGCUAAAUGUGACUCUAGUUUGCUUUAUUAUUUGGCAUUUGGUUUAAGUAGGGCUUGUUUAUUUGUAGACAAAAUGCUCCUAGAAUGUUGCAACAUUUAGCCUUAGGAUGAUCUACAAAGUGAGUAGUGCAUUAAUGGCUUGGCUCCAGAGGAGCCCUUCUGCAAAUUGAAAUUCGACAGCGGGAAGGUGAUUUCCUUCCAUCCCCUCUGCUCCCACCCUAGCUGUUCCAAAGGAUCACCCAACUCUGCAGAUCCUUUAUAGCAGGAAAGUGUUUAAUUCUGUAAACAAAAGACCACCGACCAAUAUCUGGAUCCAUUUCCCCUUUUUUAAAAAACCACCCUGAUCUUCUGUUACCUAAAGCUACAGAAUUCACCAGGCAAAGGUUGCUUUGCAUGUGCCCAGAAGCACUUGUGCUUUUCGUUCCUGUUCUUUGGAGCAACACUCUCAACGCCUAGUUCUAAAAUUCACAGUCUCCCAUGGGGCUGUCACGGGGUUGCUGCUUUGAACAAAGCUCUACUGAGCAUAUGGAAUACUUUGCAUUUUUUUCUGAACUUUGGCUAUAAUAAUAUCUACAGUGAAUGGACAAAACUAAUUAGAUAACAUUAUUUUGGUUUUAAUGGUUCUUAUUGACCAUUGUUUUAGUUACCUAUUUUUAUGUUUGAUGGUGUUUGGUUUUCCUUUAAUGUUUUGCACCAAUAAAUGCUAGAAACAGGAUUAUCUGUAAAAAAACAAUGCACCUUUAGAAUGAGGAAAAGAGACUGCUUUCAUUUAAGCCUAAAUAUUCUACUGUAGACACCUAGUCAGCCUGCAAAUUUACAAGUUUUUGAGAAGUGUGUGUGUGUGUGUGUGUGUGUGUGUUUUUACUCGCCUGUCUGGAAACCCAGCUUGAAAUUGUACCCUGCAUGGUUUUAUGGGUCUUAAUCACCAGCACACUUAAACUUUUGGUAAACAUUUAUAUAAAAUUACGAAAAUGAAUAGUUGUACUUGUAAGUGCUUUUACAACAGAAUUUCGUAGCAUCUUGUAAGUAAUUUUAAAAGUCAAUUUUUUUUUGUUCUAGGUUUCAUUUUUUAAAAGAAAAAUGUGGGUGGGUUUUUUUUUGUUAAACUUAAUAGCAAUACUACAGUUUUGAGUGGAAAAAAAGUGUUAAGUUACUUAUUCAGGUUUAGCUGAAUAGGACAGCUUUAGCUGGUUGGUGAGAAACGUUUAACAAAACUGCAACAAUUAGUAAUAUAUCUUGCCUGCUUUGCCAAAUAAACUAUAAAUUAUUGUACUUGUUGGCAAAAUUGAUAAGAAAAAGAGAUGGCUGUAUACUGGGCAGGAGGUCAGCUCAAAACAAGUGAGUACAGAAUGUCUGGUGUGCAGAAACACGAGCCUUUUCUUUCAAAUGAGACCAUUUCCAGUGCAUUUUGGAAGAGAAGCUUAAAUUUGUUUUUAUUAUAAUGUGAAGACAUACUAUUUUACUAUGCUGUUUGAUACCUUGUGCAUCUUCAGCCGAUCUUGUCGAAUGGUAAAAAUGUGUACACUUUGCUUACAUAAUUGAAAAAACUAUUGUGAUUUGAUCGAUUGGCUAGUUUGAACUGAAACAUGUUGACAGAGAGGUCAGUUGCUAUAAGAUACUUUACCGCUGGUCAGUUCAGGUGCUGAUUCGUUGUAUCUGGAAACAAUUGUGGGUCUGAAACCUGCAAAAAUCCCACUUCUACCUCUCUUGUAACUUUCUGGAUGAUGGUGACGAUGGUGAUGAUGAUGAUUGUUCUACACUAACCUGUGGUAUUACUUUAAGUGAAAUGGGGUGCCAUGUAGCUAUGGCUAAAUCAUCACUUGUGUGAAGUCACUUAACAUGUGUUCACUUGUCCAUUAUAUUAGGAAAAUGGUAUGCUUGUAGAAAGGCACAAAAAGUUGUGAUGUCUUGAAAAAGGUUUGUUAAGAGUUUUGGUGAAUCAAAAUCAUGGUGAGUGAUUUAUUCUAGCAUUGUUUUUAUAUAUAAUGUUAACUUGGUAUGAGCUUGAUUGCUACAAGUAUUUUCAGUUCUAUCUAUGUUUCAUUAUCUGCUGCUGGUUCCCAUAUAAGAUAUACUAUUUUCCUUUUCUUUUUUGUAAUUUUCACUCAGUGCUUAUUAUGUGUGCUGGCUAACACUUAAACAAUUAAAGUAUUUAAUAUUUAAA
Molecule: messenger RNA, 6320 nt
Organism: Podarcis muralis (Common wall lizard)
Lineage: Eukaryota; Metazoa; Chordata; Lepidosauria; Squamata; Lacertidae
Source: RefSeq, a predicted model, not a curated record